Molecule: messenger RNA, 180 nt
Organism: Acaulospora morrowiae
Lineage: Eukaryota; Fungi; Glomeromycota; Glomeromycetes; Diversisporales; Acaulosporaceae
Source: the annotation of a GenBank genome assembly
AUGGCUCGGACUCAGGACUUGGAGACUCAAGGUGAUCUUUGUGUGGAGCUAUUAGAAAGAUAUGAUGAGACGGUGUGGAGUUUCCAUGAAGAUAAUUUGAAAGCAAAUGAUGAAGGACAUUAUGCUCCAGAUACGCAUUAUCCGUUAAUGGUGAAAAUUUAUUGGAAAAAUAUGACAUGA